Spathaspora passalidarum NRRL Y-27907 is the source of this 318-nucleotide messenger RNA. RefSeq names its product 40S ribosomal protein uS14. The record is from RefSeq and is a predicted model, not a curated record. Gene Ontology annotation, molecular function: zinc ion binding; structural constituent of ribosome. The coding region runs from base 23 to 193 and encodes 56 amino acids. Gene Ontology annotation, cellular component: ribosome; cytosolic small ribosomal subunit. Gene Ontology annotation, biological process: translation. NCBI's taxonomy places the organism in Eukaryota, Fungi, Ascomycota, Pichiomycetes, Serinales, Debaryomycetaceae. The transcript has 2 exons.
AUACAUUAACGUUAAAUUCAAGAUGGCUCACGAAAACGUUUGGUUCUCCCACCCAAGAAACUACGGUAAAGGUUCAAGACAAUGUCGUCACUGUUCCUCCCACACUGGUUUAAUCAGAAAGUACGGUAUUGACUUAUGUCGUCAAUGUUUCAGAGAAAAGGCCACUGACAUCGGUUUCCACAAGUACCGUUAAGUUAUAAGUUGCGUCGUUAACUGUGUACAAUUAUGAGAAUGAUAAAAAAUAUGGUGUUCUUGACCCAUUUCACUUGGUCAUACUACGUUUCCAGUUUAUAAAUAAUUUAAUAAACGUAUAUAUAU